UCACAUUCAUUGUGAAAGAUUCGAUCAGUCGGCAGGGUUCGAGAAGACUAGUUCCCCUGUUUCAAGAUCUAUUGCCCGAGAGGAAAUGCCUGGAAUAUAUGUACGAACGCUUAGCCAACUUGAUUGGUUCGACCAAGAGAAAGAGUCUCUACUAACCAUUCCUGGCUCCUACUGGCUGUGCCAUAAGAAGAACAUAUAUAAAUUCAUCUUCAGAUACCAUCGUGCGGUGAAAAAUACCAUGCAGUUUUCGCACGGACGAGAAUUAUUAAAAAUUAUUCGGAGAAUUAUCAAGUGUCAUCCAACGCAGGGUCAACAAUUCGGCACGCAACAUCUUCUCGUUACUUACAACUGCACAUCUUGGACUCGACAGGACAAAAUGUUUGCAAUCAUGAAAUUUCAGCAACGAACCAACGCCGCUGCAUUUUCGCACGCAUUCGUGCUGACCAUCAGGACCUUCUGUUCGUCCGAGCACUCGUUGUUCGAUUUGAAGUAUCCUAUCGUUAAGGAAGCCGACGCGGGUGCUACGUUCAAAGAUUUGAACAUUUCCCUGGACACCGAGGAGAAAAUUAUUAGUAACGUGAUACCCGCCGCUGACAAAGUGGUAUCCUCGAGGAAGGAUACAAUGUGUCAAACUAAAAAAUUAGAUCAGGUUGCGGAAUAUAAUGGUAUCGAGGACGUGUUGAGUAAAGCAUUGGAAACGACCAUCGGUUCUAAUUUUCAAGAUAACAACGCAAAGGAGUCUGCGAUCUUCCGGGAAAAUCUGGAUGAAGGAGUUGAGAGUGCCACAACUGCGGCUGAAAUGCAUUUUGUCGGUAACCGUAGCAUAGAAUUUUAUAAUGACAUACAAGAAAAUAAGUCUGUAAAGUGUAAUAAUGAGAGAUACGAAGAGAACGUAGAACAGCGUUCUGUCGAUUGUGUACAAGGGCAAUCUCCAAGAGCAGCGGAGACGGAUAAAAUUGAAAUUACAAAGGCGGAUGGAUUGAAGGAAGAGAAAGAAACGGGAUCGACAGGAGUACAGAAGCAAAAUCAACAAACACGAGAUAUCGAUAAAUAUGCGAUAAUAAAUAAAAUGCGAAAUUCAUUGAAAUCUCUUAUAGGACUGAAUGAGAGGCCGUUGUCGGAUAAAUUCGAUCUCGAUGGAAAGUCAAUGGAGAAAGGUGAUAUUUGCACUAAAAAUAGUAAAGACAAUUUGAACGAUAACAAAGAGACGACCGGUGGAAAUACGGACUCUGGCAACGAGCCAGACCGUCAAUAUUUCAUUGAGGCAGAGACGGAGGAUGCAAAGUCCAACUUUACCGAUCAACCGGAGCAAAAGACUCCGCGGACCGAGAUAAAGACUGCAAAUAAAGAUUGUGUUCCAAAAAUGAACAAAGAAAGUAACAAGUCAGUUCACAAGAGACACGAAGAUCAUUGCAAUGAGGUGAUCAACUUGGAAUGUCAAGGGAGCGAUGGGCAGCACACUAGAAAUUCAACGAGCGUCGACGAUAAACAGUCGGAGAGUAAUGCGCACGGUAAGUCGCAGUGCAAAGCUCGUAAGCAGAAGAGCAGGGAAUCCGAGAGGAAGGCCGUGCCCGACAAGGUUCUGCGCUCCUCCAACAUCACCGAUCUGGUAAUGGAGGGCCUGAUGUUCACCAUACGGCAGGACCGGGACAGCGUGGCCGUCAUCGAGCAGAAGACUAAAUUGGAAGUGGACGAGGUCUUGGAGAAUUCCGAGAAGGUCGAGACGAAGGCCGGAGAGAAGUGUCUGUUGAAUUCGAGCUUGCUGCGGCUGGAGAACCUGGUGACCAUGAUCGACUCUCCGCGCGCUAAAGGCGAGCAGCGCAAGAGUCGCCACGCGAUCGGCAGUACCGUAAAUCUGUCGCCGUUCAAUCUUUUCCCCAACGAGACUGUAUAUGAUGUAAAUAUUAACGACGCAGAUGCGGGAUUAGAUGAAUCUAGCGUUUCUAAUUACGACAGGUCUAACGCGAUGAAACACUUACCGCUCGGCCGGGACUCCCCGCGCGGUAACGGCGAGCAGCACGAGAGUCGCCACGCGAUCGGCAGUACCGCAAAUCUGUCGCCGUUCAAUCUUUUUCCUAACGGCACUGUAUAUAAUGUAAAUAUCAAUGAUGUAGAUGCAGGAUUAGAUAAAUCUAGCGUUUCCAAUUACGACAGGUCUAACGCGAAGAAACAUUAUUUGCUCGACCAGCCGCGACGGCAGCAUCAACGCGUUCCCUCUAGCAAUAAGAGUAGCGACAGUUGUUCGGCAAGCGAGAUCUCGACGGAGAAGUACUAUGGACUAUUAAUGGAAAGCGGUGGCGACGAGCGAGACAAGAGAUACAAUGAUAACACCGAGACGGAUGAAGAAGAGCGGGACAUUGUGCCUGAGAUUUCGGCAUCUAAGCAAGUGAAUGCGGGACCGUGUGAUACAAGUUCACCGAUGGUUAACAGAAAUAUCGAAGAGAUGGAUAAAUGUGAUAAAUCGAGGAGAGGAAAUUAUAAUUCUCCGCUAUCAAAUUCCUCGCUGAAUCCGAGUAAGAUGUCCACGAAGGCGAUUUCUGUAACUUCCAAGGAAUCCAGUUCGAUCGAAUUGCCGCGACAGGAGGCGAAUGUUCCGAAAAUAGUUUCGAACAAGACUGUCAUCAUCGAGCAGAUGCCAACGGCCUUGCGGAAGGUUUUACGACACACGUGCAGAACGCGCAGGUUCUCCUCGACGACCGGCAGUGGGGCGUUGCGACGGAGUGAACAGAAGAUGCCACCCGCGGCAAUGACAGGCGACACAAUUUCCGAAGCGAGUGUCCUGUUGCAGGAAGACAAAUCAUGCGCGAGUCCCGACGUAGCGAACAAUUCGUUGCCUGUCGAAUUUACGAUUAACUCGGCAAAAACGCGGAGCGGCGACGACGAGAAAUCUUCCGUGACGCACGACCAGGAUAUUCCGCGGGCGACUAGAGACACACGUGUGAGGAGCUCAAAAAGGAGGCACGAGACCCGUCGCACUUUGCGAAGGAGCUCGAAGCACGGCUCGCCGAGAAAAUUGCAGGACAUCACGGAGGAGUUUUAUUAUGACUUGUUGCACGUACACAACAAGGACAACGCCAUCCGGCAGAGAUGCCUCAGGCAGAAGCAGAGAUCUCUGAACAGUCUCGACGACGUCAAGAGCGGCAAGGUGCGCAUAGACAUGCUGAAGUUCAUUCAGGACAUCACGGAGGGUGCUAGAGUGGUGGUGACACGUCUGAAUAUAGACAAUAAAUCUAAUUUAUUAGAGAAAAAUUCUAAUUUAAUUUAACAAUGUGCGCUCGCCGAAAAUGCAUUCAAUGCGGAUUUCGUGAGAAAAUAAUUUUAUCACACUCCCGUAUAUACUUUACUGUAUAUUAUAUAAACACACUACGUAUAUCAUAGAUCUGUUUGUUGUCGCUGCAUUGAAAACUGCACUACAACUGUCUUUCUCGUAAACUUUAUAAUAAAUAUGUAUUUCAUUUUUAAGUGCAACAAAUGUACGCUGGUUCAGCUACGAAGGACAGAACAAUUAUUCUCUAAAUCAUGAUGAAUUAUAAAUAAGAUGACCGUGACUUCAUAUAAUUCUCAUGCAGCAUCUUACUCUUAUCCUAAUCCUGAUAGAAUUGAUUAAUAAACAUGCUCUUAAGGACU
Molecule: messenger RNA, 3627 nt
Organism: Wasmannia auropunctata (little fire ant)
Lineage: Eukaryota; Metazoa; Arthropoda; Insecta; Hymenoptera; Formicidae
Exons: 3
Coding region: 86-3265 (1059 amino acids)
Source: RefSeq, a predicted model, not a curated record